AUGACUAAUAUUCAGAAACCCCCAGUCUACAAGCACAUUCUACCACGUGUCCUGGAAUUCACAACUAACAAUGAAUACUAUAAUAACCAUGACAAAAACAUUGCUGCAUCAAAGCUACCAAUAUCACCACCACCAUUGCCAAAACAAACCACUCGGUUACCCAUUAGAUACGACACGCCAUCUGAUACCAUUAGAGAACGUCAGUCUCGAGUAGACAGAAUUUUAGAGAAGUACCGUCGGCAACCAUCCAGUUCUGUCUCCAGACAGUUUUCUAGAUCGAUAAGCUGCAAUGUACCCACUGAAUCUCCUACACCUAUUAAUGAUCUUAACUUAUUACACACUACAAGGAUGAAGGCAAUUGAUAGUGAUGAAAAAAAACUGAAUUCGGGGCCUCGAAGCAUCAGCCCAUAUGCACUUUUUGAUCGUUCAGAUCAAAAUUACAAUACUGUAGGUACCAGCCAGGAAAAUAAAAACCAUGCUACAGUGAAUAAUUAUUUGUCAAAAUCGUAUUCAUUGAAAACUUUGGGUGAGUACCGUGCUCAUAAUUCAAACAGUUUAUCGUCUGUUGAUCAUAGAUCAUUAUCAAAAUCAAAUAGCACAUUUGUCAAUAAUGAUGAAGAUCCACCCUCAUCAUCAUCAUCAUCAUCAUCCACUACUACUUCUAAGAGUAUAAAAGAAGACACUAAUCAUUAUGGUUCUUCAGCCCUAUUGGACUGGACAGUUGGCAAUUAUAGUGAAGAGACAGUCAGUGAUCGAAUUAGACGACGCAGUUUCUAUGUGAAAUUAAAAUAA
Molecule: messenger RNA, 792 nt
Organism: Cinara cedri
Lineage: Eukaryota; Metazoa; Arthropoda; Insecta; Hemiptera; Aphididae
Source: the annotation of a GenBank genome assembly